This is a messenger RNA of Dioscorea cayenensis subsp. rotundata (Guinea yam), 456 nucleotides long. RefSeq names its product vegetative cell wall protein gp1-like. Bases 1 to 456 code for a protein of 151 amino acids. Lineage: Eukaryota; Viridiplantae; Streptophyta; Magnoliopsida; Dioscoreales; Dioscoreaceae. The record is from RefSeq and is a predicted model, not a curated record. The transcript has a single exon.
AUGUCCCUAUGGACCGUUGGAUCAAAUGAUCCAACGGUUCAUAUACACUCCCAAACUGAAAUGAGAUUAGAUCCAUCUCCUCCACCAGCGCCCACCCAUCAACGACGCCUCUCAUCAUCGACACCACCAUCUCUCGCUCAUCUCCACCAACGCCUCCACCAUCAACGCCUAUUAUCGUCUCCACCACCGUCUCCCGUCAUCUCCACCAACGCCUCCACCAUCAACGCCUCUUAUCGUCUCCACCACCGUCUCCCGUCAUCUCCACCAACGCCUCCACCAUCAACGCCUCCUAUUGUCUCCACCACCAUCUCCCGUCAUCUCCACCAACGCCUCCACCAUCAACGCCUCCCUAUCGUCUCCACCACCGCUCUCCCGCCUUCUCCACCAACGCUGCCUCCCCGCUCGUCUCCAUCAACACCAACGCCUUCUCCGAUUUCUUUUUGGGAGUGUAUAUGA